UGACGUCACACUGGGGGAGUCGUGAGCGUGUGCGAGCUCUUUAUCUUUGAGAUGUUGACCUCUGGAAACUACCUAGCAGCGAGGAGCUGUUAGUAAUACCAGUUGAGUCAAGUGCUUAGACAAAGAGCAUCGUUUACGUGAACUAAACUCGUGUGCAGAAGUUGUUACAAAAACUAAAGAAAAUGGAGUUUCUAACCAUUCCUGCAAGUGCCCCCUAUACGAGCCCAGUAGAGAAGCAGACCUCCCCACAAGCCAAGCGAAGAUGGAAAAGCUUUAUGACAAAUAAUCGCGCUUUGAGCGUGGCGGUUCUGGGAAAAGAUGGGGUCGGAAAAUCAGCGUUCACAGUCCGAGCGCUGACGAGAAGAUUUAUCGGGGAGUAUGACCCCUUCUUAGAGCUGAACUACAAGCACUCCAUGGAGAUCGACGGUCAGUACUUGGCCCUGGAUGUCUUGGAUACGGCAGGCAAGAAUUCCGAGGAAAAGUUGGAAAGAGCCAGCGAGAAUACCGAGAUCUACUUUCUGCUUUACUCCACAACAGACAAGAGGUCUUUCACAGAGGCCGAGGAGAUAGCCGAGUACCUCUUCGAAACCAAGAACAUUGACCCAUCGACGCUGACUAUAGUAGCGACCAAGAAAGACCUUGUUCACAUGCGGGAAGUCGACGAGUACGAAGGUCGCUUCCUCGCUCAAAACUACGGCUGUGCGUUUGCGCAAAUCUCGAUAUCGGAACACUACACAGAGACAGUGUCGACGGUCCAAAACGCAAUCAAAGAAUGUAUCAACAGGUUGAAUAUUCGCAAGAAAGCUAAUGGAUUCUUAGAUACUCUUAGAAGAAGGUCUUGGAGCGGACAGUAAAAUGAGUUUUGUCGUAAGCUUGCGUUGCGAUGGCAACUGAGUCCGCUGAAACGGAAAAAAGCGUGUGCCAUGAGCAUGGAAACGUUCAGAUGAAGGACUGUUAUACGACAGCACGAAAUAGACCACAAAUAGCACAGUCUUUGCUUGGGAUACCUUUGGUGGGUGGAGUCUCGAUAAAGGGGCUAAUCCAGGACUUUUCGAGGGGGGGGGGGGGGGACAAUGAAGAUGCAUUUUUUGUCCUUGCCAUGUCAUAUAUCGAGGUUCCGCUAUUAACGAGAAAAAUAUUGCUAUGUAUUGUCUGAUAUCGUUAGUAGAAAACCAAAAGAAUAAAUUAUGAGAUAAGCAAA
Molecule: messenger RNA, 1201 nt
Organism: Nematostella vectensis (starlet sea anemone)
Lineage: Eukaryota; Metazoa; Cnidaria; Anthozoa; Actiniaria; Edwardsiidae
Product: ras-related and estrogen-regulated growth inhibitor
Exons: 5
Coding region: 183-854 (223 amino acids)
Molecular function (GO): GTPase activity; GTP binding
Source: RefSeq, a predicted model, not a curated record